ACUAAAUUAAGAUUUAUAUUAAAAUAUUGGUUGGAAAAUAAUAAUUUCUAGAAUAUUAAUAGAAUUAACAGAAUUUUACUUUUAAAUAUAAUUUAAAUUUAAAAUUUUUAUUGUUUUACAUGGUGUAGGAAACACCUUGUAAAAUAGUAAAUGUAGUAUUCCAAAUCCUGACAAAAUCAAAUUGAAACGAAUAUAAUAUUUAAAGGCCAAACAGAACGAAACUAAAUAAUAUUAUAUAUAUUAUAUUUUUAUAGUAGGUAAAUUUAAAGAUUGAGGAAAAAAUGCAUCAAACAGUAAGCCAAAUUUCAUCUAUAGACAAGUCAUGUUAUUUUUUAAAUAAUUAAAAUAAAAGAUUAAUAAUUAAAGGCAACACUAGAGAAGCGACUUCAAAGCCGCCGCGUUAGGGUUGUCCUUGGCCGGUGAUUCGUCACCGUGUCUAUGGGAUGCCCUGUUUUCAUGUUCUUUGUCUUUUUCUUUAGCUUGUGUUUUCCUUGGCUUGUGUUUUUUCUGAUAGGCUUUGGGUCCUGUGAAAAGGUGCGAUUGAAGUUUGUGCUCGACAAGAUGUGAUCUUUUCCCAGCUCUUCUUUCUGUUCUCAGUGGUGGGUUGGUGAUGACAAGCCUCGGUUUGUCUCUGAGUCUCUCUGUUUUCGCAGAUCUGGGGAGGGUUGAAGAUCUAGGGUUUGCGGGUCUUGUUGCUUUAGUGAGCUCUAAGAUCUUGGGUUUGGAGUCCUGCUGUGAUUGAUCUUAAUUUUUGAUUCCUCCGUCCUCUCCAAUGGUCAGCCUUCUUAUUGGUCUCUGUCAGCCUUGCUUGUUCGUUUCUUAGCCUUAUGCUUAACUAGUAGGGAGUUUCAGAUGUUGUUUCUGGUCUUGGCCUGUGAUCCUUUUGUUGUCCUCUGUUUGGUUUGGUGGCUAGUAUCGGCUCCUAAAUGUUUUCUGGUAUGCGGUGGUUGUACUUUGCCGGUUCAGAUGUGGGGUCUUCAUUUUCUUGGAGCUGUCAGGCAGCCUAUCAAGCGAGGCAGCAAAAGUUUUAGGCCUUUAAUCUCCAGUAGCGUCUUCAUGUGAUGGUUGAGCUCUUACGGUUUCAAUCUCUUCCAUCCUUUUUAUUAUUGUAUUGGUUUGAUCUGGUAUGAAUCAACUGAGUGUGGGUUAUGCAAAACGGCUUGGUUCUUGUAUCAAUAAAUGUGGAGGGUCUCUGCUUUGGUUUGCGACAAGAGUGUCAUCCCCGGUUCUCCUUUGAAGAUCCAAAUGGUAUAAAUUGUGUUACGAUAUAGCUGGAGCUGAUGGAAGUACCGGCUUAAGGUUGUGCGAGCUUUGAGGUCUCUGCUAAAUUGGUUCUUUGGUUCUUAGGAUAGGAAGUAACUUCAAGUCAACAAACAAGAGUCUCCGGCUUGUUUCUAUUCGUUCUUUGAAGACCGGCGCGCUCUUUCCCAGUGGUCGCUAUCAUCAGGACAUCCAUUUCAGUUCUCUAUUAUGAGUUUCUAAGCUUAAGUUUUAGUAACCCACCUUUACGUUUUAUUCAUGCUUUUAUAGUUUCGUCCGGCUCUGGAAAGAUUGUGAUCCUUGCCGGCUUAUGGCUCUGGAAGGAAUGUGUUCCUUGCCGGCUUGUGUAAAAACUUUCAUGUUUUCAAAUUAAUCCAUCAGAAGACAAAAAAAAAAAAACUUAUCUGUUAAAAUUAUAAACUGAGCCCGACCUGAAGACUUUCAGAACAUUUGGUAUUUUGCAAACUAAGAGUAGAAUUUGCUACUUAUAUACUGUUAUAUAAUCUGCUACUCCUUAGACACAAAACCAACAGUACUUCAUCUGUUGAACCUCCCACAGAGUCUCAAUCCACCAAUGAAGCUACUACAGAGCAAGAAAAAAAGUUAUCAUGGAAGUUAAAACUCAUCAUGGGAGUUUCAGCAGCUUCUUUAGUGAUGAUCAUUAUUAUGGUGGCCAUAAUAGUAAGGACAAGGAAUGAAAGAAAAAAUGAGCGGAAUACCGAAAAUGUUGAAGCAAUUGUAAUGUUGAAACGAUACAGUUAUGCUCCAGUCAAGAAGAUGACAAAUUCAUUUGCGCAUGUUCUCGGGGAAGGAGGCUUUGGAACUGUAUAUAAAGGGAAAUUACCGGAUGGAAACCAAGAUGUUGCAGUGAAGAUUUUAAAAGAGUCAAAGGGGAAUGGAGAAGAGUUCAUCAAUGAAGUAGCUAGCAUGAGUAGAACAUCCCAUGUUAAUAUCGUUUCUUUGCUUGGAUUCUGUUAUGAAGGAAACAAGAGAGCUAUAAUCUACGAGUUCAUGUCAAAUGGAUCCCUAGACAAGUUUAUUUCCGAGAAUAUGUCAGAUAAGAGGGAAUGGAAAAAGCUACAUGAUAUUGCGUUAGGUGUCUCUCGUGGCCUAGAGUAUUUGCACAAUAGUUGUGUGUCAAGGAUUGUACAUUUCGACAUAAAGCCGCAAAACGUACUCAUGGACAACGAUCUUUGUCCCAAGAUUUCUGAUUUCGGUCUUGCUAAGCUCUGUAAAAACAAAGAGAGCAUCAUAUCCAUGCUAGACGCAAGAGGAACGGCAGGAUACAUCGCUCCUGAAGUGUUUUCGAAGAACUUUGGAGGAGUUUCUCAUAAGUCAGAUGUGUAUAGUUAUGGGAUGGUGGUUCUUGAGAUGAUUGGAGCAAGGAAUAUAGAUAAGGCUGAAAAUUCUGGAUCCAACAAUAGUUCAAUGUACUUUCCAGAUUGGAUCUAUAAGGAUUUUGAGAGGGGAGAAAUCAUGACGAUUUUUGGAGAUCAGAUAACCAAAGAAGAAGAGAAAAUUGCAAAGAAAAUGGUAUUGGUUGGUCUAUGGUGUAUUCAAACAAAUCCAUCUCUUCGUCCAGCAAUGAUCAAAGUCAUUGAAAUGUUAGAGGGCAGUAUCGAAGCUCUCCAGGUUCCACCUAAGCCUCUCUUAUGUUUACCCGCAAUGGUUCCAGAAACUGUUGAAGAUAGUAAUGAAACUUCAAGCUUCUCUAACCCAAGUCAGUUUGAAAGAGGUUCUCUUUCAGCUUCUGAAGAUACUUUACGAUUUCCAACAAAGAGUUUCAAAAACCUGAUGAAGGAAGUCGAAAGUAGUUCAAAGCCUUCCUCAAAUAAAGUCAGCAAAGCGAGUGAAUCUCUUACAUAAAACCUGUCAUUAUCUAUUUGUCUCGGUUGUUUAUAUAGAAUUAUUAGGUCGGGCCGCCCUACGGACGGGAAGUUAUAAUAAAAAUUAUUUCAUAUUAACUUAUAAAGUAUUUAAAAAUUAUUAUAGAUAAAAAAAUUAUAAACAAACAAAUGAUGAAAAAAUUAUGAGAUCAUAAUGAUAAAUAUUUUUGUUUUGAAUUAUAACGACAAUAAAUAUCAUUAUAUUUUUAAUAUUUAUUUUAGUUUCAAAUGUUUCGUUUUAUAAUAUAUAGUAAUCAUUAUUGAAUUGUCUAGACUAUUUUUAUUUUCUAAUAACGAAUUUCGUAACACACGAAUUAUAUACCUAAAUUUUUUAAACUUAUAAAAAAUAUAUGUAAUACUUGCAUUGUACAAUAUAUUUAAUUUAAUUCUAAAUUUUGAAUAGUCUAUUGGUUUGACUUUGCUCUUUGAGUGGGUUAAAUUGAUCCAUAAUUAUUGUCUUUUUUUGUCCUUUUCAUUUGUUUCAUAAUGAUCGUCUUUUUAUGAAAAUAAAAACCUAUCAAGUUCACUACUAUUUACGUAAAAUGUGCUAGCUUGAAUCGUCAAAGGCAAAGUCAACAUAACAAAAAAGUUCAUUAUGAGUGUAAUGAAUUGAUUUUUUAUAUAAAUUUGGAAUUAAUUUAACCCUGAAGUAAUUUUAUAAUUUCAUUUGCUCUGGACUCGAUCCCUUUGAGAUACUCGAUCAAGAUUCGCUGCUGGUAUGAACCUCCUUCCUGGUAGGGACAUCAAAAUUUCAAUGGUUAAGUGUGAGGAAUUUUAAAACCGGAUCAAACAAUUGUAUUAUCAUCUGGUUUAGAUUUAAACCCAAAUUAAACUCGGUUAGCGUGUUAGACUUUCUUUCACAUUGUUGUGUUUUUUUUAUUAUAUGUAUAGAGAGACAUUAUAUAAAACAAAGUUUAUGUUGCUUACAGUUCAAAUCAGCGUGCGCUCAAUUGGUUUCUUUAUAACAGCAGAAAGCUCUUCAAGCGUUACUUCACCUUUCCCGAGUGUUAACCCCUCUAAGAAAAACUUGUUCCAUUGUUCCUCGGGAGCUGGAAAGACAUAAUAAACCAAAUGUGAACUUCUUUGUGUCGACUGACUACAUGGAAAAUAGGGUUGCACAAAGAGACCUUUGAUCAGAUUUUCCAGUAAAUGGUCCGCCUUUACAACUUGGUUCCCUGUGAUCGGAUGCAAACGUGAUGAGAUUCUGUUUGUGGAUAAUGGAAGCUUAGAGUGAGCGAGUGACUUAAGAAAUGUACCUUUCUUUGCGUAGCUACGCUUGGAGAGGACCGUAGCAGCAUAGAGUUGUAGAACUUUCUGAAGCUUAGCCGCAAGCCUUGGUUUGUCUUUAUCUUCUUUUGCGUGAAAACAACCUUCAGCUUCUCAAACUAUCAUUAAAAAAAAUACAUUGAUACUCUAUUAAAGGAGAUACUUUUUGAAAUAAAAAUCACUAUCUUACACGUGAAAACAACAAUCAUAACACUUUACUUGCCGUAGCUGAGCACUAACUUCUGGAAGAAACCCUUCGUCUAAUUGCCCUUCUUUUUCCCGUUAUAUCAUUUCAUGUUAAUACAUUGAUAUCAUCAGUACCUUUGUAUACAAGAUGUUGAACAUGUCUUGGUCAAAGGAAAGUGAACAUAUGUGUACACACCUUUUCCAUUUGAUUGAUAGCUUCAGGAUCUCUUGGAGGCCAUGAAAUUUCUUCCACUCCUUCCACAACAGGUCUUAAUAUCCCUUUCAGAACAUCAGUAGACGACUCUAUCUUCUCCUACAAACAUGGAUACAAUAAACUCUCAGUCAACUAACAAAAACCGGAUAUGUAAGGAAAUGGAAAAAUAAAAGAAAGAGAAGAAAAAAAACCGGAGUCUUAUUCACAACGCAGUCAACUAUGGCCAUCACAGUUGCACCUGCAAAGAGACAUAAACGGAAAAGAGAGCUUUUGAAAAUCUGCUUACUGAUUGAAAUAAUAAAGAAGAAUAGAAACGCUUGUCUUGUCAUCAAAUAAUAAAUAAUAAAGAAAAAUAAAGAUUCCCCUUGCAACAUAGUUUAAAAGAGCACUUGCCGGAUUUGAGGUCCGAGAAAAAAGCUCUUUAAUUAGCCAUUUCAAAAUAUUUCAGUAUGAGAUGUAAGAGAUAGGAAGAAGAGAUGUGUUCAAGAGGAAGGAUCCCACCUCUAUUUAUACAGAUCCUGGCACCGCCUCUAAGAUCGAAAGGAAGAUUUGAAUACACAUCGUGAUGGAGCCAAUAAAUAGGAUUUAUGAGAAAGCCAUUAACAACACCGUUUCAGGUUGCAGAAGAAGCGCAGAGGUCACCGGCUGCCGCACAUCGAGAAAAGACGAACUCAUUUCCUUCGAAGCGGAGUAUUAGGGCUAGGGGGAUCUCCUUCACGUUGGCCCAGACCCUUACCAAUUAAACAGCCCAAUAUCACCAUAUAUGUCAAACGAAGGCCAAAAAAAUAGAUAUUAAAUGAAGAGCUGCGUUUUGGAUGCAGAGACAGGUGUCGCGCAAACAGAAACCGACUUUCCAAGCUGGCAUCCCAUGUGGCGCAAAGAGUAGGGAUUAAACCCUGUUUUAUACAUAUAGAUAGAUAUGUGAUUGAAUUGAUUAUAUACUUAUGAUUUUUUUUUAGGACUAAUUCCAACUAUUGGUAGAUUUCAUAAUCUUCUUUUUCUUAAAUAAAUAUCCAAUACGGUUUCCAUGGCUGUUUAAUGUCAUUUUUAUCAAUCUUAUGUUCACUGGGUGGUUUUACCGAGUACAAGAGACGGAUAGGACGAAUUAU
Brassica napus (rape) is the source of this 5921-nucleotide messenger RNA. Its product is annotated as PR5-like receptor kinase. The record is from RefSeq and is a predicted model, not a curated record. NCBI's taxonomy places the organism in Eukaryota, Viridiplantae, Streptophyta, Magnoliopsida, Brassicales, Brassicaceae. The transcript is spliced from 3 exons. Bases 1888 to 3126 code for a protein of 412 amino acids. Gene Ontology annotation, biological process: protein phosphorylation. Gene Ontology annotation, molecular function: protein kinase activity; ATP binding.